Myotis myotis is the source of this 1132-nucleotide messenger RNA. RefSeq names its product zinc finger DHHC-type palmitoyltransferase 19 (gene ZDHHC19). The transcript is spliced from 8 exons. Gene Ontology annotation, cellular component: endoplasmic reticulum; Golgi apparatus. Bases 1 to 1026 code for a protein of 341 amino acids. The record is from RefSeq and is a predicted model, not a curated record. Gene Ontology annotation, biological process: protein targeting to membrane; peptidyl-L-cysteine S-palmitoylation. Gene Ontology annotation, molecular function: protein-cysteine S-palmitoyltransferase activity. NCBI's taxonomy places the organism in Eukaryota, Metazoa, Chordata, Mammalia, Chiroptera, Vespertilionidae.
AUGCCCCUCAGGAACGAUGCCAUUCUCCUCGUGAAGGAGCCCCAUCCCCCUCCGCAGGCCCCGCUUCCCUGGAUCCUCCCGAGCCUGUUUGCGGCCUUCAAUGUGGUGCUGCUGCUGGUUUUCAGUGGCCUCUUCUUUGCAUUCCCUUGCAGGUGGCUGGCCCAGAACGGGGAGUGGGCCUUUCCCAUCAUCACGGGGCCCCUCUUUGUCCUCACCUUCUUCAGUCUCCUUUCACUCAACUUCUCAGACCCUGGCAUCUUACAUCAAGGAUCCAACGAACAGGGUCCCCGGGCAGUGCAUGUGAUCUGGGUGAACCACCAGGCCUUCCGCCUGCAGUGGUGCCGGCAGUGCUGCUUCCACCGCCCACCCCGGACCUACCACUGCCGCUUGUGCAACAUCUGCGUGGAGGAUUUUGACCAUCACUGCAAGUGGGUCAAUAACUGCAUCGGUCACCGCAACUUCCGCUGCUUUAUGCUGCUCGUGGUGUCCCUGUGCCUCUACUCGGGCGCCGUGCUGGCCACCUGCCUGAUCUUCUUGCUGCGUCUGACCCAAGAGACCCCUUACAUAGACAAGGUCACCGCCAUCGUGGUGGCUGUACCCGCCGCCUGCUUCCUGGUGCCGCUCUGCCUGCUGCUGCUGGUCCAGGCCCUGUCGGUGAGCGCGGCCGAGCGCUCCUGCGAGGGCAAGUGCCGAUACCUGUGGGGAUACAACCCCUUUGACCAGGGCUGCGCCAGCAACUGGUAUUUAGCAAUUUGUGCACCACUGGGACCCAAGUACAUGGCCAAAGCUGUCUGGCUGCAGAGGGUGGUGGAGCCGGACUGGGUGCUCAUGCAGAACCUGCAUUGCCCAAUGUGCCCCUCUGCACUCAACCCCUCAGUCGUCCCUGGGCCUGCGUCUGCCCACCAGCCCCAACCUCUGGCUCCCCACAGACCAGGAAAUGCUCCCCCAGGGAGUGGGGAGGCGGCAGCCCUCCAGGAGCUCCACGCAGGCCCAGUGCUGCCCCUGCCACAGGAGGCCCCCAGAUGAGGCUUGCCCCUUCACACCCAGCGAUGCCCGGAGUCCCUGCCCCCGAACCUCACCUCCUGAGCCCGCCCUUGGUGGGAAUUCCAAGACCAUCCCCCUUCCCCCACCA